Paramecium tetraurelia is the source of this 1773-nucleotide messenger RNA. RefSeq lists its product as uncharacterized. Lineage: Eukaryota; Ciliophora; Oligohymenophorea; Peniculida; Parameciidae. The record is from RefSeq and is a predicted model, not a curated record. The transcript is spliced from 3 exons.
AUGAGUAAGCUAUUCUUUUAAGAUUUCUUAUCAUCUAGAACAAGAUCUAUGUAAGAGAGGAAGAAGAUUGUUAAAACACAACAAGAAAUAGAACGAAUAAGCGAAAGAAAAAUUAGUGAAACAUUAAAAUCUAACGAACAUAUGGUUGACGAGUUAAGACUUUACAAAAUGAAAUUAGAGAAAUAGGUUCAAGAGUAUUAAUAAAAAAAUUUAGAAUUGGUUGAGAAGGUAUCAUAUUUAGAAGUGCAGAAUACGACAUUGCAAUAUGAAUUGGAAACAUCUCGACUCAAAUUAGAAACAAUAGCGAAUACACAAUAGUCAUCAUAAACAUAAUAAAUCAAUAUAUUGAAAGAAUAGGUAGAUUCAUUAAUUAAAUAUAAAACUGAGAAUGAAUCUUACAAGGUAUAAGUAGGAACAUUGAAAAAUGAGAAUCAAAACUUUUAGAAGGAGAUUAAAGAAUUAAUAGAAACAAAUGCCUCCAUGAAAUCCUAAUAUUAGAGUAUAAUGAAGGAGAAUAAGAGAUGUUAAUAGUAGUUGGGCACUAGUUAAAAUGAAUUCUACAAAUUAUCUGAAAAGUUCAAUCAAUUCGAAUCUAUGUAUCACAGUAAAAUCAAAUAUUAUGAGGAGCUACAGAAAUAGUUUGAGUUAGAAUAGUAAAGAGAGAAGUUUCAAUAUUAAGAAUUGGUUAGAGAAUUGCACUUAUUGGAGAAUGAAAAUUAAUAAUUAUACAAAUAGUUAUAAAUUACUUAAUUUGAAAAAGAAGAGAAAGAUAAAAAGAUAUAAGAUGAAUAAAAUUAAUUAAAAUUAGAAUUAAACAAAAUUUAAGACGAAAAUAAAAUAUUGGAGAAAUCUCAUAGAACUUUAAAAAUAGAAAAAAAGGUUAUUUAUGAUAAUUAGAAUCAUAUCAAAUAGAAAAUUAAUAGGUUAGAAUAAGAAUUAAAUUAGAAAGAGCAAAUAAUAAAAUAAAUGGAAUAAGAGUUAUAGGAAAAGAUUCUAAUAAUUAACUAACUUGAGAACAUUGCUUAUGGAUUAAAGCAGAGUGCAGAAGAAGGGAAAGAAAAUACAAAUUAAACAUUAUUAUAAUAUAAGGAUUUAAUGAAGGAAUGUGACUAAUUGGAGCAACAAAUAGCUAGGUUAGAACAGGAUAAUGAUAUUGUAAAAAAGGAAUAUGAAUAAAUUUUGUAUGAGUUAAAAGAUCUACAACAAGAAAACCGAUAAUUACAAGAAAGAAAUGCUUUACUUAUCAAAGAUAAUUAAUAAAUCUAAAUUGAGAAUACUAAUCUAUAAAUGGAGAUCUAGAAUUUAAAUUAAAGAGUUGUUGAACUAUAGUAAUACGCAGUGGAAUUUUAAAGGGAACUUAAAGAUCAUAUAGAACAACAAAGCAAAAUCAAUUAAUAAAGAUCUUUUUAAAAUUCUCAAUAUUUAUAGAAUUCAGCUACUUUGAGUAAUCAAAGAAAUAGUUACAAUUCAAUACAAAGAGGUACAGAUGAUUCUUAAGCUAUGGGCAAUCAAUCACCAUUAUCUAAUUAGACUACAACAGUGAAUCAAUUAAAAAAGUUAGUUAAAUAACAAUGUGUAGAGGGAAAUCCAAACAUUGGUUAAUAAUCUAUUGAAAAUACGAAAAGACAUUAAGCUAGGACUGAUCAUUUUUCGAAUUCAAGCAAACUCUAAACUGAUAGACAAAUAGAUGAUCACUCUAAAGAAAAUUGUCUAUAAAUCUUACAGGAUAAAUACUAUGCUUUAAGGAACAGAAUUUAUGAAUAAAAAAAAUGA